AGCUGCGCCAUCCCUCCUUUGUCUGCUGAGGAAGAGUGCAACGACUUGCAGUGGAGAAGACGCCGGUGGGCCCUUUGCUAACUACACCGUCUUCCUUGUUGUUGCAUUUUCGUUUUAAGGGGGAGAAGCUUAACGAACUGAGCGGGGCUUCGUUCGCGCGUUAUGAGCCAAGCGAAUGCUAAUAAGAGCAACACAGAGCCUGCCGUAGAGUCAAGCCCAGCAGAGAAUAAGAUCAAAAUGGAAGACACUAAGUACCUCCCGGAGCUCCUGGCUGAAAAGGACAGCCUGGAUUCAUCGUUCACGCAUGCAAUGAAACUCAUAUCUGCAGAGAUUGAGAGGAUCCAGAAAGGUGAAACUAAGAAAGAGCCUGAGAAGGAAACCUACCUGGACCUGUUUGCAACCAAGAAUCUGAAGCUCAAGGAGCGUGUCCUCAUUCCCACCAAGCAGUACCCUAGGGUCAACUUUGUGGGAAAGCUUUUGGGACCUCAGGGUAGCACGAUCAAGAGGCUACAAGAGGACACCGGAGCAAAGAUUUCAGUUCUGGGUAAAGGUUCCAUGAGGGACAAGAACAAGGAGGAAGAAUUUAGAAAGGGGGGUGAAGCUAAAUAUGCUCACCUCGCCAUGGAGCUGCAUGUGUUCAUCGAGGUGACGGCACCCAUACCAGAAGCGUACCUCCGCAUGGCUCACGCCAUGGAGGAGGUGAAGAAGUUCCUUAUCCCGGAACCUGGUGAGCACGAUCCAUACAUGGAUCCUCUGUUCCUGAAUGGAUCCCAGGAUGGUUCGAGGGGGCGAGGUGGUCCUCUAGGAAGGGGCAGAGGUGGACCACCUGGUGCUGGAGGACCAAGGGGCCGAGGAAUGCCACGUGGGGCUCCUCGAGGAGCGAUGCGCGGUGGGGCUCCACGCGGAGCACCGGGGCGAGGUGGCGCACCAAGAGGCGCUCCGUCUGGUCGGGGUGGACCUCCUUCUGCUCCUACUAGAGGAGGCUCUGCUCCUCGCUCCAGACCGCCUGCAGCAGGAGCUCCCAGGAUGCUCCCCUCGGCAGCCUUGUCUCACCAGCAACACCAGGUUCCACCUUCAGCAACAGGGUCAAAGCCUGAUGCUUAUGAUGAUUAUCCUGCAUAUGAUGACUCUUAUGCAGAGCCGGCAUAUGAGGGAUAUGAUAGUUAUUAUAGCCAGCCUUCUGCACCUGCGGAUACAGAGUAUUACGAUUAUGGACACGGUGAAGCUCAGGAUCCAUCAUAUGAGUCUGGUUAUGCUCAAGAUGAUUGGGACAACUCGUGGUCCAGUGCCGGGGCUGGAGGCAAAGCCCCUCCACCUAGGCAGACAAAGGGAUCGUACAGAGAGCAUCCUUACCCAAGAUACUGAACAACUACUGGUAGAGAGUUGCAGUGGCAACUGUCUGUGAUUGUAACUCACGCUUAACUUUACAAAAGUAAUUUCCCUCUCGUUUCCUUUUUUUAUGGUUUUAUUUAAAACAUUUUUCUUCUUUUUUCUUUUUUGUUAACUUAGGACAUUUUGUUGGAUGUAUCCUAGUGCCAGAGGAGCAACAUGAAAGAUUUUUUUUUUCUCCCCAUUGUUUAUCUGUUUCAGUUGCAUAGUUGAGGUCUUAGUGACAUAAACAUAACUAACAAAAUGACUUAGUUUUGUUUUUGGUUUUUGUUAGAUAUUUGAUGGUUAAUAUUUUUGUUAAUGGUUCCUGCACAAACUGUGAUUGUGGCGAUUAAAAUUUUCUCACAUAGGCUGCAUUUUUUUUUUUUUUUUUUUUUUUUUUUUUUUUUGUAAAAAGAAAAAAAGUCCUUCAUGACUGGACAAAAAUUAUUCAUAAUGACUCUAUUUGUAAAUUUACAAUAACUUAAACAGAUUUAGUUGCAAACUCAAAUACAACCAUUUUGAUUAAAACGGUCUUAUUUGUUUAUAUUGCAUUACAAAUCUAGUCGUGUGACUUUACUCCCCAAAAAGCAAACAAACAAAAAAUAACUGUAGAAAUCCAUUUGAUGAAGAAUAAAGGCCUCUAUUUUCUGCCACCCUUUUACAAUUGGUAUUUUAUGAAAAGUCGCUCUAUUACUUGCAAAAUCAUCGCUGAUCGACUAAUUCUUGUAAAGCUUGAAGGAUUAAUAACUUGCUGUGUACGUAAGACUGCAGCCAACUCAGUCUUUUUGUAUAUAACCUUAGGAAAACUGUGUAUGCUUAAGUCGUGCCGUCUCCAAAAUGCUUAAUGCUUGUGUACCUUUUGACUAAAUAGGUAACUAAACACAUCCCAAAAAAAUCAAUGUCUUUCUGCAGUGCGUGUUUCAAUAAAGUUUCUAGUUUCUUUUUAAUCAACCUAAA
Molecule: messenger RNA, 2328 nt
Organism: Oreochromis niloticus (Nile tilapia)
Lineage: Eukaryota; Metazoa; Chordata; Actinopteri; Cichliformes; Cichlidae
Gene: khdrbs1a
Product: KH domain containing, RNA binding, signal transduction associated 1a
Exons: 9
Coding region: 163-1365 (400 amino acids)
Biological process (GO): regulation of alternative mRNA splicing, via spliceosome
Cellular component (GO): nucleus
Molecular function (GO): poly(A) binding; mRNA binding
Source: RefSeq, a predicted model, not a curated record